Molecule: messenger RNA, 1307 nt
Organism: Hypoxylon fragiforme
Lineage: Eukaryota; Fungi; Ascomycota; Sordariomycetes; Xylariales; Hypoxylaceae
Exons: 2
Coding region: 596-1093 (165 amino acids)
Source: RefSeq, a predicted model, not a curated record
CGUCAUACAUAGGUCACAAAAAUACAUAAAAAACCACUACAAUACAACCCAAAAUACAUGUAAAAGGACCUAGCACCUUUGUUAGCUCUGCGGUAAUGCAAAGCAUCCCGUGGAGGGACCUAGCCUACCUAGGUAAAAGAGCCCUGAACCUCCCCCUUUUAUUUCACCCUUUCUGCCAAUACCGUAUAAUGAGAAGAUCGGCGGACCAGAAAUAUCAAUGGCUUUGUACGAUCGCGCUUGGCUUUUUCCCAUUUGUCCAAUGAUGCACGUUCAAAAUCUCUUUGAUCCGCCUGUCCGCCAGGAACCGCAGGGAUAGUGACUAUCGUUCUCCAUAUUAACCGUAACCUCGUACAUGUGCUCUGGUCUACUUGAUCUUUCCAAGAAAGAAACUGACAGGGACCAAAGACUGCGACGUGCAACAAUGACUGGCAAUCGUUCAACUGAUAUUUAAAGACCUAGAUACCUCGGGUUUGCCUUAGGGAGUGUACCUUUCUACAACAAACCCGAGUUGUAUAAUACAGGCUUCCUUGCUAUCAACCUCUAAGCCUUAUCAACACCCCACGAUCAAGAUACCAUUUCCGAAAUUAUCGUCAAGAUGCGUGUUUCUACUGUCCUAGCUACCGUGGCCGGCGCCAACCUUGCAUCCGCAGGAAUGAUGAAAAUCGCAGCCAAUACCGUGACUUGGGCCUGGGCGGUAACUGACUGGAACGCUGGAUGCCUAGGUGACACACAAUGCCAUUACGAUUUCAACGUGACUGCCGAGGGAGACGUCAAUGCGAAGCCGCCUAAGCCCUCUUUUGGGGCCUCUUGCAGUGGAAAAGGGGAAGGCGCCGACUACACUAUCUGCGAAGCGACCCGGGAAUCGGAAGCUCCAUAUGUUGUCGUUGCCAAACUCCUCCCACGCAUAGAAAACGCCACCGGACUGAUGCCCCCCCAAAUCCAAGUGAGCUUGAAGUAUACGGACCUAAAUGUAGCGACGACUUGGUGGAACUAUACAGGAAAAGCGGAUGCAGUGUACAACGAAGUCGGAAUCGAUACAACAGCGGCUCUAAGCUUCACGAUCCACCCUGACACCAUUUACGGUGUAGCAUAAGGACAAGGGAGGUUUAGGGACAGUGCAUGUGAAGUGUCAAGUGCAACCUCGUAACGCGCACUAAUGUUGGACUAUUGGCGUGAGUAGAGGAGCACAAGUGUUGCAGAUCGGGAGCGUGUCCGGGUCACAGCAACACACGUGGGAUGGGCUCUGCGGAUGAAGGAAAGGCUCAUCUUGAUCUGUAUCGGGAUGAGCUGUCAAGAACAAUCCGAGU